Molecule: messenger RNA, 1400 nt
Organism: Coffea eugenioides
Lineage: Eukaryota; Viridiplantae; Streptophyta; Magnoliopsida; Gentianales; Rubiaceae
Product: nitrile-specifier protein 5
Exons: 2
Coding region: 118-1107 (329 amino acids)
Biological process (GO): nitrile biosynthetic process
Cellular component (GO): nucleus; cytosol
Molecular function (GO): protein binding; enzyme regulator activity
Source: RefSeq, a predicted model, not a curated record
AAUUAUACGGGCUUUUCCGGAGCAGGUAUAAUAAACCUCCCUUAUACAUAUAAUAGUCACUCAACCACCAGGGCAGUGGGAGCGCUCGGAAAUCACAUCAGGAAAGCCUUUGAGGCCAUGAGUUUCAUGCAGGGCAAAUGGUUCAAGCUAGAUCAGAAGGGAGCAGGGCCUGGAGCAAGAAGCUCACAUGCCAUUACUAUUGUUGGAGAUAAGGUUUAUGCCUUUGGUGGUGAAUUUACCCCCAGGAUACCUGUUGACAACGCCUUAUAUGUGUUUGAUCUUGUUGAGAGAACUUGGUCAGUGGCUGAGGCGACUGGAGAUAUCCCUCCACCCCGUGUUGGUGUCUCCAUGACUUCCAUUGGUGACAUUAUCUAUGUGUUUGCGGGUAGGGAUGCCACACACAAGGAGCUGAAUGAGCUCUACUCCUUUGAUACCUCUUCUAACAGGUGGACCUUACUCACCAGUGGGGACACUGGGCCGGAAAACCGGAGCUACCACUCAAUUGCUGCCGAUGGUCGGUGCCUAUAUGUGUUUGGUGGCUGUGGUGUUUCCGGGCGGCUUAAUGAUUUGUGGGCCUAUGAUGUUAUUGAUGGAAAAUGGACCAAAUUUCCAGCGGCUGGAGAGAAUUGUAAGCCUAGAGGUGGAACUGGACUUGCAGUGUCCCUUGGAAAGAUUUGGGUUGUAUAUGGCUUUUCUGGAGUGGAGAUUGAUGAUGUUCAUUACUUUGAUCUGGCAGAGGAGAAGUGGAUCCAAGUGGAGACAACUGGAGAAAAGCCAACCCCCCGAAGUGUGUUCUCGACACUUGGAAUUGGAAAGUAUAUAUUCAUAUAUGGUGGGGAGAUAGACCCUAGUGAUUUGGGCCACUUAGGUGCAGGGAAAUUUGCAGCAGAGGUCUACGCUCUGGAUACUGAGACACUAGCUUGGAAAAAGGUGGAGGAUGGCUCAAAUUCUGGCGAGCAUCCAGGGCCACGGGGAUGGUGCGCAUUUGCUGGUGGGAAGCUUGAUGGUCAAGAGGGACUCUUGGUAUAUGGUGGCAAUUCCCCUAGCAAUGACAGGCUUGAAGACAUAUACUUCUUCUGUCCUUCCCUGUUUGAAAAUGGAAAAUGAUGAUACAUCUGGCACUAUGACGUUUGUGCAAUUUCAGCAGUGGUGCUGGAGGUAUCAAAUUUAUAGAGUAUGUAAGUUGCUGUAAAUUAUCCUCUCUUGGAAUUAAUAAAACUUGCCUUUCUAGAUGAUGUAUAUUAUAAUCUGGACUGUGUAAAUGCCGAGAUACUCUCUGUUAUUUGUUGCUUUGAAUGUUAUCAGUCCACUGAUUGAGUGAAUGAAAAGAAUAGCUAACUGCUUGCCAUGCGAUAUCGCCACUGUUACUUUGAAAUAGACAAAAAGUGUGCCUUGCUGAA